AUGCCCGUAACACGAUCAGCUACUCGGUCAGUUGCAUCAACACCAGUGGGAGGAAGCAACAAGACAACAACAAUGGUAUCACCCUCUGCAGUGGGCAAAUCCAGCAAGCGAAAAGCCGCUGAGGAAUCCCCAGCAGCCAAGAAGACACCUCGUACUAAGAAAACAAAACACCUGCUCACAUCGACGGAUGCGUUCAUUCCGCCUCCGCCACCUCCCUUGCAGAACGAGUCCGAGGAGAAAAGUUUGGUUCCCGCAGUCUUGACAUUUUCGUUUGAGGAGGCUAAAGCGCAUCUUAUUCGCGCUGACCACCGCUUCGAAGAUAUAUUCACAAAGCUCAAAUGUAAACCUUUUGAGACCCUUGAACAGGUCCAUCCGUUCCGGGCGCUUGUAGAAUCAAUUCUCGCUCAACAAAUUUCAUGGCUGGCAGCCCGAUCGAUCACCCAUAGGUUUAUUCGGUUGUAUGACCCCUCAUUGCCCGAAAAAGCAGCAGAUUAUUCUGCAUCAAAAUCUCCAACAUCUUUCUUCCCUACCCCUUAUCAGGUUGCCAAUACGGAUAUCAUAACACUCAAGUCUGCUGGCCUCAGUACACGCAAAGCCGAGUAUGGUCAGUGUCAUUGUCGAUUUCGCUGUGAAUCCCAUCAACCGAGUCUAAGCUAUAAUUUCCUGUCAGUAAAAGACCUUGCUGCGCGAUUUGCAGAUGGAAGGCUUUCAACAGAAAAAUUACUUGCUGCAGAUGAUAAAACCCUUGCUGAAAUGCUUAUAGAAGUGCGAGGGAUUGGACGGGUAUGUAUUGACAUGUUCGCAAUCUUCUCCCUCCGUCGUCCAAACAUCCUCCCAGUAGGUGACCUCGGUAUCCAGCGAGGAAUGUUGCGCUGGUUUCUCUCGCGCCACUCGUCUAAGCACCCAUUUACACUUUCACCGCAUAAACUGAGCGGUGACGAAUCCAACGAUGACAAAACAAAAGGGGCAAGUGCCAGUGCGAUGGGACCACCGUCUACAACUCCUGCACCGAAAACAACCCCUAGUUCUCAACUGACAGGAGAUGUAGAACCGAAUAAUGAGGUGUUGCCGACAUUGUCUGAGUCACAAUCACAGACUCCCGCUUUAAUUAAAUCGCUUCCUGAACCGUUUACUCCCUCGAUUGACAAGACUCUCGAGGCAGACGCGAUGAACACAGAACCCCUUCCCGAAGGUCUGAGCGUUGCGGAUUUGAAAUCAAGACUAGAAAGAAAGAAGAUCAAAGGAGCGUUCCUUACUUCGAAAGAAAUGGAAGAUUUAACCGCGUCUUGGGCGCCGUAUCGAAGUAUAGGUAUUUACUAUAUGUGGUCUCUGACAGAGAAGAACUAG
Suillus subaureus is the source of this 1347-nucleotide messenger RNA. Its product is annotated as DNA glycosylase. Gene Ontology annotation, biological process: DNA alkylation repair; base-excision repair; base-excision repair, AP site formation. Gene Ontology annotation, cellular component: protein-DNA complex; nucleus. Gene Ontology annotation, molecular function: alkylated DNA binding; DNA-7-methylguanine glycosylase activity; DNA-3-methyladenine glycosylase activity. The record is from RefSeq and is a predicted model, not a curated record. The transcript has 7 exons. Lineage: Eukaryota; Fungi; Basidiomycota; Agaricomycetes; Boletales; Suillaceae. Bases 1 to 1347 code for a protein of 448 amino acids.